This is a messenger RNA of Dipodomys ordii (Ord's kangaroo rat), 1521 nucleotides long. RefSeq names its product GIPC PDZ domain containing family, member 2 (gene Gipc2). The transcript is spliced from 6 exons. Lineage: Eukaryota; Metazoa; Chordata; Mammalia; Rodentia; Heteromyidae. The record is from RefSeq and is a predicted model, not a curated record. Gene Ontology annotation, molecular function: protein binding. The coding region runs from base 99 to 1052 and encodes 317 amino acids.
CGCGGAACCCCCGGGGCCCCAAGCGCAAAGUCCACGGCCCCGGGGCCCAGGAGUCGGCGGCUGGUAGCGCGUGUGAGCCGCGCCCUCGGCCAGGGAAGAUGCCCCUGGGGCUGCGGGGAAAGAAGAAGGCCAAGUCCAAGGAGAAUGCCCCGCUGGUGGAAGGCGAGAAGGCGGCGGGCGCCAGCGGGCAGAGCCUCCCGGGGCCCCCGGGCCCCGCACGCAAGCUGGUCUUCCACGCGCAGCUGGCGCACGGCAGCCCCACGGGCCGCGUGGAGAACUUCGCCAGCAUCCAGGAGCUCUACGCCAAGAUCGCCGGCGUGUUCGACAUCUCGCCCGCCGAGAUCUUAUAUUGUACUUUAAACACACCUAAAAUUGACAUGAAAAGACUCCUAGGAGGGCAAUUAGGUCUUGAAGAUUUCAUAUUUGCCCAUGUGAAGGGAUUAAAAAAAGAAGUGAACGUCUAUAAAUCUGAGGAUUCACUUGGACUCACCAUUACUGAUAAUGGUGUUGGCUAUGCUUUUAUCAAGAGGAUUAAAGAUGGUAGCAUUAUUGACUCGGUUAAAACAAUCUGUGUGGGAGAUCAUAUUGAAUGCAUAAACGGAGAAAAUAUCAUUGGGCAGCGUCACUAUGAAGUUGCUAAGAAGUUAAAGGAAUUAAAAAAAGAGGAACUCUUUACCAUGACAUUAAUAGAACCUAAGAAGGCAUUUGAAAUAGGGCCACGGUCCAAAGCUGGAAAGUCAUCAGCAGAAAAAAUUGGCAGUGCAAGGGGGACACUUCGUCUGAGAUCAGGAGGCCCUGCCACCGUGGAAGAACUGCCCUCUGAAACCAAAGCAAAGGCCAUUGAAAAGGUUGAUGAUCUUCUUGAAUUGUACAUGGGAAUUCGAGAUUUUGAUUUAGCUACUACAAUGUUUGAAGCUGGAAAGGACAAAAGUAAUCCAGAUGAAUUUGCGGUGGCAGUUGAUGAGACUCUAGGAGACUUUGCAUUCCCUGAUGAAUUUGUCUUUGAUGUUUGGGAAGCCAUUGGUGAUGGAAAAAGGGAUGACCAUCUCUGAAGAAAGGAACCAUUGUUCUUCAAAAAGAAACUUCCACAACAACUCUUUUAAGCAUCUAUAUGAACUUUGGUGUAGUUUUAUGUGUAUGGGAGACAAUCUUAGAAAUAUAAUUUGAUUUCUGGGUAUUUUUAAAGAGCAGUUGUUGAUGUACUAUGGUGAUAAUAAAUCCCCUAAAAUAUAAUCAACUUUACUAUUAAUUCAAAGUUUUUUUAAAGGUAAAAUUUAAGGAGCAAUUCCACAAGAUUGAUUUGCUUCCCAUAAACACUCAUGCCUAGUCACAUUAAAUAGUUGAUUGCAGUAGCUUCCAUGUCCUUCCCCCCAAAAAUUAUUAGUGUAACGAAAAUUAGGAUUUGUGUGUUUUUAAGAUAUGUUUGAGAAAAUGCAAUGUGAAUUAUGCCUAUGAUAGGCCUACAAAUAUUGUUGUUAUUGUUGUUUUUAAUCCAUUAAGUAAAGGAAGAAGAUUCUUUUG